This is a messenger RNA of Mercurialis annua (annual mercury), 2112 nucleotides long. RefSeq names its product serine/threonine-protein phosphatase 7 long form homolog. The record is from RefSeq and is a predicted model, not a curated record. The transcript has 7 exons. Lineage: Eukaryota; Viridiplantae; Streptophyta; Magnoliopsida; Malpighiales; Euphorbiaceae. Gene Ontology annotation, biological process: meristem maintenance; meristem development. Bases 1 to 2112 code for a protein of 703 amino acids.
AUGGCGGUGUGCUUAAAGGAGAAUCUGAACCCUCAUGACUACAUUGGGUCGCACUAUCGGAACCAAAACGCAAUCCAAGCUUGGAGUCACGUUUUUCAUUCAUUACGUGACCGUGAGCGUUGGAUAAAACCGAACAACCUCCCGUUUGUGCCAAAUCCUGAAUGGGCUAGAAAGAAGGGACGACAAGUAAAUCAACGGUUUAGAAAUGAAAUGGAUCAAACUUAUAGAGAGGACCGUAGCCAAAUUUUUGUAGUAAAUGUGGAAAUAGGGGCCAUAAUGCCAGAACUUGCACUAAUAGGAUUAGAGAUGCCUAAAAUGAUAAUCUGCCAUGUAAUGUCAUUAUUUUCCUUUCAUGUAAUGUUUUUUUUUCCUUCAUCAAUGGCUGCCCCCGGUGGUCACUACCAGCCUGAGUACUUUCAGCCUGGACCUUUAAAUGACGAACUUCUGACUCAAAAAUACAAUCACAUAUCGUCUUACACUUGGGAUCACCCUGAGGACGUAAGUGUCCUAGGUUCGCGGACUAGUGCAGGGUUGCCCUCCUUUGGUUCGAUAGAUUCACGCAUCCAGGAAGGAGUCCGCCGGACAGGGCUCUCUGGUUUCAUCAGGAUGCGACAUUAUCGGCUCGACAUGUCCAUUAUCACAGCAUUAGUGGAGAGGUGGAGGCCUGAGACGCAUACAUUCAUGUUUCUAGAUGGGGAGUGCACGAUCACUUUGCAGGAUAUAGCGAUCCUUACUGGACUCCCCAUUGAUGGGACGGCUGUGACUGGAGACAGGGUGGACGACUGGCAGGAUAGGGGUGUUGCCCUGUUAGGGAGACCGUUAGAGCUCUCUUGGGUUGGGUCCAGGUGGCUGUAUAGUGAGUUCGGCGAUUUUACUAGUUUACCGGCCUAUGCUACACCUGAACAUGUUGAAUGGGCGGUUAGGGCGUACCUAUGGGCUGCUCUACAGACUUUGUGCUUCCCAGACCUGAACAGUGGUCAUUUGGGUUUGAGAAUUUUACCCCUUUUAGCAAAUUUACAUGAUUUACGGACUAUCAGCUGGGGAUCUGCAGUUUUGGCCCAUUUAUACCACGAGAUGUGCAUUUCCACGCGGAUGCACAAACGCCGACGUAACAUAGGAGGUCCUCUGUGGAUUGUACAGCUAUGGGCGUUCGAGCGACUGAGGCCACUUCGACCCCAACUGCUGACCCCAAGAAUAGCAGAGGAUCUACCUUUGGGUGACAGGUGGGGCGGGCGUAGGGAUCGUUGGGCAGUCCCGAGGCACAGCAUCCAUGCCGUGAGAUUAAUUUUGGAUGGCCUGCGAUACGAGGAUCUCCACUGGCAGCCAUAUUCUGGCGAUAUUCUCAGCUCGAUCCCUCGAGAGUACCUCGAUGGGGCACAUCUCUGGCGUGCGCGAGUCCCACUCAUUUACUAUAACAUUGUGGAAUGGCACCAGCCAGACAGGGUGCUUCAGCAGUUCGGGCUAGUUCAGCCUAUUCCGUUGCCCCCCUUGCAGACUGAGGAGCUUCACAACGUCCGCUACCGGGGUUCCUCGAGCUUCGCAUAUGAGAUGGACUACUGGGUGCAACUUUGGAACAAUAGAAACGUGUUUGUAGUUCAGGGCCGGCAGCUUCAGCACCCACCCCAUUACCAUUCCCAGUACAUGGACUGGUAUAGGCGUCGAUGCCGGAGAUGGAUUACACUUCAGGGUGCAGAGGCUGGCACUAGUCGCGAUUUGCAGGAGAGAACCCAUGUUACGGGGGAGGCCAGUUCGAGUGCCGCUCGCAGGAUUAGGUUUGGUGCACGAAGUUCUCAGCUUGCUACCAUGGAGGAUCGCAGGGACGUCACACUUCCCCCUCCUGAGCCACCCGACCGACCAUACCAGCUGCCUCCGCUCCCUCCCUGUCAGGUCGAUUUAAGCUCUAUUAGAGGACGGCGUCGACAGCCACGCAGAAUGCCUCCACAGCCUCGUCCAGAGCAUGUGUACCCUAUCCCAGAGCCAUUAUUUUUUCACACGGAGGUGGCGGGUACCUCAGACAUACCGCAGGCGGACUACUGGGAAAGACAACAUUACGGGUCAACCUCCGGGGCGACACCCCAGGCAUCAUAUCCACAGUGCCACCCGAUGUUAUAG